Messenger RNA from Odobenus rosmarus divergens (Pacific walrus), 4264 nucleotides. RefSeq names its product zinc finger protein 45. Gene Ontology annotation, molecular function: DNA-binding transcription factor activity, RNA polymerase II-specific; RNA polymerase II cis-regulatory region sequence-specific DNA binding. Lineage: Eukaryota; Metazoa; Chordata; Mammalia; Carnivora; Odobenidae. Gene Ontology annotation, biological process: regulation of transcription by RNA polymerase II. The record is from RefSeq and is a predicted model, not a curated record. The coding region runs from base 1 to 3852 and encodes 1283 amino acids. The transcript has 11 exons.
AUGACCAAGUUCAAGGAGACAGUGACAUUCAAGGACGUGGCCGUGGUCUUCACGGAGGAGGAGCUGGGGCUGCUGGACCCCGCCCAGAGGAAGCUGUACGGAGACGUGAUGCUGGAGAACUUCAGGAACCUGCUCUCUGUGGGGCAUCAACCCUUCACCCCAGAUGUAAUACUGCAGUUUGAGAGGGGAGAAAAGCUUCGGAUGAUAAAGACAGCAGCCCAGGGCCCCUGUGCCUCAGGAGACAAGAAUCUAAAUGACUUGGAGACUCUUCAGGAAAUUGGAUUAAAGUACCUGCCACAUGAAGAGCUGUUCUGCUCGCAAAUCUGGCAACAGGUUACAAAGGAGUUAACCCAGUGCCAAGAUUCCAUGGUCAGUAUUCAAGGAACUGGCUCCCAGUUGGAAAAACGAGGUGAUACACUCUAUAAAGAUGAGGAAUUUGGUAAAGGCUUUACUCAGAGUUCACAUUUUCAAGUUCACCACAGAGACCACACGGGAGGAAAACCCUACAAGGGGGAGGAACGUGAGAAAGGUUUCAUUCAGCACUGUCAUCUUCAAACUAACCAGACAGCCCAUGUAGGAGAGAAGCCCUAUAAAUGUGAAAAAUGUGAAAACACCUUCCGUCGACUGUCAAGCCUUCAAGCCCACCAGAGGGUCCAUAGCAGAGAGAAAUCAUACAAGUAUGAUACAUCGUGUAAGGCUUUCAGACAGAGGUCAUAUCUUCGCCAUCAUCAGAGAGUUCCCACUGGAGAGAAUCUGCACAAAUCUGAGGAAUGUGGGAGGAAUGUUGGGAAAAGCUCACAUUGUCAAGCUCCUCUGAUAAUCCACACAUUAGAGAAACCUUAUAAAUGUGAGGAGUGUGGGCUGAGCUUCAGUCAGAGCUCAUAUCUUCAAGUGCACCAGAGAGUCCACAUGGGAAAGAAGCCUUAUAGGUGUGAAGAGUGUGGGAAGGGCUUCAGUUGGCGUUCGCGACUACAGGCUCAUCAGCGAAUCCACACUGGAGAGAAACCAUACAAAUGUGAGGCAUGUGGCAAGGGCUUUAGUUACAGCUCGCACCUUAACAUUCAUUGUAGAAUCCAUACAGGAGAGAAACCCUAUAAAUGUGAAGAGUGUGGGAAAGGCUUCAGUGUAGGUUCACACCUUCAGGCCCAUCAGGUAAGCCACACUGGAGAGAAACCUUACAAAUGUGAGGAAUGUGGGAAGGGCUUCUGUCGGGCCUCAAAUCUUCUGGACCAUCAGAGAGGACACACUGGUGAGAAACCAUAUCAGUGUGAUGCAUGUGGAAAGGGCUUCAGUCGUAGCUCAGAUUUUAACAUUCAUUUUAGAGUCCAUACAGGAGAGAAACCCUAUAAAUGUGAGGAAUGUGGGAAAGGCUUCAGUCAGGCCUCAAAUCUUCUGGCCCAUCAAAGAGGCCACACUGGAGAAAAACCAUACAAAUGCGGUACAUGUGGGAAGGGCUUCAGCCGGAGUUCAGAUCUUAACGUUCAUUGUAGAAUCCACACUGGAGAGAAACCCUAUAAAUGCGAGAAGUGUGGUAAGGCCUUCAGCCAGUUCUCGAGUCUUCAGGUGCAUCAAAGAGUCCACACAGGAGAGAAACCAUAUCAGUGUGCAGAGUGUGGGAAGGGCUUCAGUGUGGGUUCACAGCUUCAAGCCCACCAGAGGUGCCAUACUGGGGAGAAACCAUACCAGUGUGAGGAGUGUGGGAAAGGAUUCUGUCGGGCAUCAAAUUUUCUGGCUCAUCGUGGAGUCCACACAGGAGAGAAGCCAUACCGGUGUGAUGUGUGUGGUAAACGCUUCAGACAGAGAUCCUAUCUUCAAGCCCACCAAAGGGUCCACACUGGAGAGAAACCAUACAGAUGUGAGGAGUGUGGUAAGGUCUUCAGUUGGAGCUCAUACCUUCAAGCCCAUCAGAGAGUUCACACUGGAGAAAAACCAUAUAAAUGUGAGGAGUGUGGGAAGGGCUUCAGUUGGAGCUCAAGUCUUAUAAUUCAUCAGCGAGUGCAUGCUGAUGAUGAGGGUGAUAAGGACUUGCCCUCCCCAGAGAAGCUCAGGAAAGAAAACUGGACAACACGAACUCGACCACACGAACUCAGCCCCCACGACCGUUGUGGGAACUACAGAGCCGCAUCUCCCAGGAGUCGCAAGCACUUCCGGCCGGGGAGGGUGGGAAUGGGACCGGUGUUCCGUGGAUUUCUGGGAAAUGUAGUCCGCCAGUUCGGUAGAGACCCGGACACGACCAGGCACAGGUCUGCCUUGCCAGGACUCCGUAUUCCAGGAAUCUACCUCUCCAGAAGCAGGAAGGAAAAAAUGACCACAUUCAAGGAGGCCGUGACAUUCAAGGACGUGGCGGUGGUCUUCACGGAGGAGGAGCUGGGGCUGCUGGACCCCGCCCAGAGGAAGCUAUACCGAGACGUGAUGCUGGAGAACUUCGGGAACCUGGUCUCUGUGGGGCAUCAGCCAUUUAAACGCGAUGUGGUCCACUUGGUAAGAGAAGAAAAGUUUUGGAUGGUGAAGUUAGCAACCCAAAGAAAAGGCAAUUCAGGAGAAAAAGUCCAACAUGAGAUGGAGACUAUUCCUAAAGCAGAACCACAUGAAGAACUUUCCUGCUGGCAAAUCUGGCAACACAUUGCUAAUGACUUAACCCGGUGUCAAGACUCCAUGAUAAAAAGUUCUCAAUUCUACAAACAACGUGAUUUCCCUGGCCAGGUUGGGGCAGGACUGUCUAUAACUCAGACAGGCCAGAGAACUUACCAGGGAAAUGGGUGUAAAAAAUUCUUCAGUCAUACCUCCAACUGUGAUCUUCAACAGUUAAACUCAGGAGAGAAGUCUCAUACAUGUCAUGAGUGUGGGAAAUGCUUCUUUUAUAGCUCAGCACUUCGUAUUCACCAGAGAGUUCACCUGGGAGAGAAACGGUAUAGAUGUGAUGAAUGUGGUAAGGAAUUCAGUCAGAGCUCACAUCUGCAAACUCAUCAGAAAGUCCACACUAUAGGGAAGCCAUUCAAAUGUGAAGAAUGUGGGAAAGGCUUCAGUCGUAGAUCAGAACUUAGUAAUCAUUGCAGGUUACACUCGGGAGAGAAACUUUAUAAGUGUAAGGGAUGUGGGAAGGCCUUCAUUAAUGCUUGCCAUCUUCAGGACCAUCAGAGAGUCCACACUGGGGAGAAGCCGUUCAAGUGUGAUAUCUGUGGUAAGAGCUUUCGUCGUAGAUCGGCACUUAAUAGUCAUUGUGUAGUUCACACAGGAGAAAAACCGUACAAAUGUGAGGAGUGUGGGAAGUCCUAUACUUGGCGUUCACGUCUUCGUAUCCAUAAGAAAGUUCACAUGGGACAGAAACCACACAAAUGUGAGGAAUGUGGAAAGAGCUUCUUUUCUAGGACACAUCUUUAUUACCACCGGAGGUUCCACACGGAGGAGAAACCCUAUAAUUGCAAGGAAUGUGGGAAGAGCUUCAGAUGGGUCUCACCUCUUUUGACACAUCAGCGAGUCCACAGUGGAGAGAAACCAUUCAAAUGUGAAGAGUGUGGGAAGGGAUUUGGUCAGAAAUCAUGCCUGCAAGCUCAUCAGAAAGUCCACACCAGAGAAAAACCAUACAAAUGUGAGGAGGCAUGUGGUAAGCACUUCACUAGGACCUCAAAUCUUAAAGUUCAUCAGAGAGUCCACACUGGAGAGAAACCGUACAAAUGUAAUAUGUGUACUAAGGUCUUCAGUCAGUCUGGACAUCUAAAAUCUCAUCAGAGAGUUCACACAGGGGAGAAACCUUAUAAGUGUAAGAUAUGUGGUAAGCAGUUCAGUUCAAGUUCGUAUGUUAAAAUUCAUCACAGAAUCCAUGCUGGUGAUAAAUUUCAUCCAGUCUCAUAGGAGGGAAACCAUUUAUUUCAGUAACAAUGUUUCUGCCAUAGCUGACUACAUCCCAGUGAUCCCAAGAUCACACAAAUGUGCUAUGUUUAGUUAGAACCUUAGCAGUUACAGUUUUCACUCAAGAAACAGGCUGUUGAAAUAAUCUUUCUUCAGGCACUUAUCAAACUCUAAUGGUGGAUAUUAAAAUUGAUGUCCCCUGAAAUACAAGCUUUGUGAGGGCAGGGAGUUUAUUUUGUGCUGAAUUUAUACAAUCAAUAUUGAGUAGCACUCUGUAUGUGCACUUAGUACUUGCUAAGUGAGUCAAAAGGAAGAGAGAGAAUUAGGGAAGAUGGCAGAGUAGGAGGACCCUAAGCUUUCCUCCUUCCUUAGAUAUAGCUAGACAACAAUCACAUCAGCGUAAGUAACCCAGAAA